GAGGCGAGUCUCAUCUCCGUGUGGUUAUUGGAAGAAGCUCGUGUCACGUGACCAGAAACGUCAAGGAUUCAAUGGCAGCCUACUGUUUUGUAAACUAACACAAGGCAUAGCUGCAUAAAAUAGUGUUUUAAACGACAGAAUUGCAUUUCUAAGACGCUGCCAUGUCUCCCAAGAUCACAGUGGAGCUGCUGCGGCAGCUACGGCAAGCCAUGAGGAACACCAAGUACAUCGCUGAGCCCAUCCAGGCCUACAUUGUCCCCUCUGGAGACGCACACCAGAGUGAAUACAUCGCACCAUGUGACUGCAGACGUGAAUUCAUCUGUGGCUUCAAUGGCUCCGCAGGCACGGCCAUAGUAACAGAGAAGCAUGCGGCCCUGUGGACAGACGGACGGUACUUCCUCCAGGCCAGCCAGCAGAUGGACAACAACUGGACCCUCAUGAAGAUGGGUCUGAAGGAGACACUUAGCCAGGAAGACUGGCUGAUCAGUGUGCUGCCUGAGAACUCGACAGUAGGAGUGGACCCCUGGAUCAUUGCUGCUGACCAGUGGAAGAACAUGUCUAAGGCCCUGGCCAGUGCAGGCCACUCCCUGGUGGCUGUUCAAGACAACCUGAUAGAUGCCAUCUGGAUGGACCGUCCAACCAGACCCUCCACUCAGCUCCUCACCCUGGGCCUGGGGUUCACGGGUCUGACCUGGCAGGACAAGAUGACCGCUCUGAGAUCCAAGAUGGCCGAGAGGAAGAUCUCUUGGUUCGUUGCCACGGCGCUGGAUGAGAUUGCAUGGCUGUUCAACCUCCGUGGCUCUGACAUCGAGUACAACCCUGUUUUCUUUGCGUACGCCAUCGUUGGAAUGAACACAAUCAGGCUUUUCGUGGACAUCAAACGUCUGGCCGUGCCGACGGUGAGGGAGCACCUUCAGCUGGACACGCCCUCCAAGGUGGAGCUUAGCAUCCAGACUGCCCCCUAUGAGUCUGUGUUCACAGAGCUGCAGGCUGUGUGUGCCUCCCUGGGGCCCAAGGAGAAGGUGUGGAUCAGCGACAAAGCCAGCUGCGCCCUCACGCAGGUCAUCCCCAAGGCCCACCGGUCUCCUAUCCCCUACACUCCUCUCUGCCUCGCCAAAGCUGUCAAGAACGCCACUGAGAUUCAAGGGAUGAAAAUGGCCCAUAUCAAGGAUGCUGUCGCCCUUUGUGAGCUCUUCGCUUGGUUGGAAAAAGAGAUUCCAAAAGGCACAGUGACUGAGAUAUCCGCAGCAGAUAAGGCCGAGGAGUUACGCAGCCAACAGAAAGACUUUGUCGGACUCAGCUUCCCAUCCAUUUCCAGUGUUGGACCAAACGGAGCAAUCAUUCAUUACAGACCCCUUCCUGAAACCAACAGAACUCUCUCUCUAAACGAAAUCUACCUCCUCGACUCUGGAGCCCAGUAUAUUGAUGGAACAACAGACGUCACCCGCACCAUGCACUUUGGGUCCCCCUCUGCUUAUGAGAAGGAAACCUUCACCUAUGUUCUGAAGGGACAUAUAGCUGUCAGCGCUGCCAUUUUCCCCAACGGAACCAAAGGCCACCUGCUGGACUCGUUUGCCCGCCAGGCGCUGUGGGAGUCUGGGCUGGACUACCUUCAUGGUACGGGCCACGGGGUGGGAUGUUUCCUCAAUGUCCACGAGGGACCCUGUGGGAUCUCCUACAAGACCUUCGCCGACGAGCCCCUGGAGGCAGGCAUGAUUGUCAGCGAUGAACCUGGGUACUAUGAGGACGGUUUGUUUGGCAUUCGAAUUGAAAACGUUGUUCUGGUGGUGCCAGCAAAACCCAAGUACAACUACAGGAACAAGGGCAGUUUGACGUUUGAGCCUCUCACUCUGGUCCCCAUCCAAGCCAAGAUGGUAAACACAGAUCUUCUCACCCAGAAAGAGCGUGAUUGGGUGAACGAGUACCACAGGCAGUGCCGGGAGACGAUUGGAGCAGAGCUGGAGAGGCAGGGCCGCAAGGAGGCCAUGGAUUGGCUGAUCAGGGAAACCCAGCCAAUCGCCUGAAGGCUAUUCUGUGACUGACCCUUAUUUAAUUCAAUUGUAUUGCCCAGGAGUACAAUUUUGAUCGCUCAUCUCAGCAGUGAUGAUAACCUUUUGUUUUGAUAUUUUCUCUGAGAAGCUACUAUCUAUGGUUCUGGUCUCUGUGUAUUUCACGCUAUGCCUCUUUUCUAAAGCAUCAUCACCAUCCAUGUCUGAACUGUUUUAUGGCGAUUCAAUAAACAUCCAAGUGUGGAAAAAAGGA
Molecule: messenger RNA, 2262 nt
Organism: Oncorhynchus gorbuscha (pink salmon)
Lineage: Eukaryota; Metazoa; Chordata; Actinopteri; Salmoniformes; Salmonidae
Product: xaa-Pro aminopeptidase 1-like
Exons: 20
Coding region: 162-2024 (620 amino acids)
Molecular function (GO): metalloaminopeptidase activity
Source: RefSeq, a predicted model, not a curated record